This is a messenger RNA of Phyllostomus hastatus (greater spear-nosed bat), 2123 nucleotides long. RefSeq names its product butyrophilin subfamily 3 member A2-like. The transcript is spliced from 8 exons. NCBI's taxonomy places the organism in Eukaryota, Metazoa, Chordata, Mammalia, Chiroptera, Phyllostomidae. Gene Ontology annotation, biological process: regulation of cytokine production; T cell receptor signaling pathway. The coding region runs from base 98 to 1450 and encodes 450 amino acids. The record is from RefSeq and is a predicted model, not a curated record. Gene Ontology annotation, molecular function: signaling receptor binding. Gene Ontology annotation, cellular component: external side of plasma membrane.
UCUGCCUGCCCUCCCUGUGUGUCUCGCCGUGGUCCAGCUGCUCAGCCCCUGCUCAGCUGAGUUUGCUGUGGUCGGACCCCCCGAGCCCAUCCUGGCCAUGGUGGGUGAAGACGCAGACCUGCCCUGUCACCUGUCCCCGAAGAUGAGCGCUGAGAACAUGGACUUGACGUGGGUGCGACCCGGCCGCAGGCAGGUAGUGCACGUGUACGCACACGUGCAGGAGAACACGUCGGCAGAGGAGUAUCGAGGGAGAACUGCGAUUUUACGAGAGGACAUCACUGCGGGGAAGGCCGCUCUCCGGAUUCACAGCGUCAGGGUCUCAGACAACGGACCCUACCUGUGUUCUUUCCAAGAUGGAGACUUCUAUGCAAAAGCCCAGGUGGAGCUGCAGGUGGCAGCGCUGGGCUCUGAUCCCCACAUGGACAUGAAGGGCUACGAGGCUGGAGGGAUCCGUGUGAACUGCACGUCUGCCGGCUGGUACCCGCAGCCCCAGAUCCAGUGGAGAGACGCCAGGGGACAGAGCUUGCCCUCGGAGGCAAUAUCUGAGGCUGCAGACCCCCAGGGCCUUUAUGCAGCCUCAGCCUGUGUGAUCCUGGAAGGCGGCUCUGGGGAGGGGGUCUCCUGUGUCAUCAGAAACCCCCUGCUGGGCCACGAGAGGUCAGCCAGGCUUUCCAUCGCAGGCUCCUUCUUCAGGGACACACAGCCUUGGAUGGUGGUGCUCGUGGUCGUGCUGGGUAUUGUGCUGGUGGUGGUGGUGGUGGUGGUGGUGGCGGUGGUGUACUUGCUGUUGCGACACUGGAAAAGGAAGAAGGCGCCGACUCAGGAUGAGGGGAGCGAGCACGAGAGACGCUGCAGGACCAGCUCGUCACAGGGAGGCACCCAGCCCAGGGUGAGUCUGCUGCCCCAGGAUGCAGAGCGGGGCCCACCAGGUGCCGGCGCGGACCCCAGACCACUGCUGGAGCAGCAGGGGGCAGCCGUGCGGUCCCCUGAGGACUCUGAGGCCAGUGUCGAGCUGCAGUCAGUGGUCCCCGAAGCAGGCAGGGCCACCCCGCAGCAGGCGCUGCAAAGCCAGGUGCCUCUGGCGGGGCAGAUUACCCUACACACCUCAUACCUGGUGAGGGGCAUCUUGCAAUAUGAAGAAAAGUUUGUUUUGAAGGACGGGUCCCCUGAGGCCAUGAACAGGAUCUACUCCGAAUGCGGGCAGGAUGUUCCCAAAUCUAGCUGGAGGAGGUUCAUGAGGUUCUCGGGACUGGAGGAGAACGACCUUGUCAUCUGUGAGCACGGGGACCCGGGGACCCUGGCGGAGCAGCCCCACAGGAUGCUGCCGCGCUGGCAGAGCAAGCUGGAGCACAUCGCAUCCCCCUGCGGGCUCGUGGCGGCCCUCCGUGAGAUGCGGCUGCGGGAGCGUCUGGAGAAUGUUACCAACGAGCUGGUGCGGAAGGUAUCUUAGGUCGUGAGGACGCAGAGCCCCGAACUGGAGUCAGCUCCUUUGGCAACGACUGGGACUUAGCAGCAUCCUGGGUGCUGGCCUUCCCCAGGUCCCUUCCCGUGGGCGCCUUCACAGAUCCCAGGUGGGACGGAGCCCCUUCCGUGUCCAAGGAGCUUCUUCGGGAAGCUUCUGACGGGGAGGACCAUGCAAGGUGGGGUACCCUCUGCCUGCAUCCCAUAUGCCUACAGGCUGCCCCUGAGGGGACUCCGGGCACCCUGAGCUGCUCAGCAGGGACCCACUGGCUGUGCUCGGUGGGCCCGAGAGCCGUGGCCUCCUCCAGAAACAGAGGCCAGGAGGGCUGGCUGGUCCUGGGUGUGACCCCAGCAGCUCUUUUGUUGAUCUCUCAGGCACUGCGAUGUCCCCGGCUUCCACUUGGGAGCGCCAUACCAGGGUGACACUUAUAAGUCACUCCAUGACAGACAAGCCAGGGGGCACUCAGCUGUCACUAGGUUAGCUGGGGUGGGGCAUGGGGACAGUUACUGUCACAUGCCAGCUGUGGAGGCCUUUGUACAGUUCUUUACACAUUUAAGCAUAGGUGCUUUUACAGUUUUAUUUAUGUGUUAAAAUUUCUCUUACAUAGUGUGGUCACAUGUUUGUAGAAACUUUUUUCACCCAAUAAGAUUUAUAUUCUAAA